Acanthocheilonema viteae is the source of this 1033-nucleotide messenger RNA. NCBI's taxonomy places the organism in Eukaryota, Metazoa, Nematoda, Chromadorea, Rhabditida, Onchocercidae. The record is from the annotation of a GenBank genome assembly.
AUGACUUCAGAAGAUAACAAUGAUUGCAAGCAUACAUGUUUCAUCUAUUUACCAGAUGUUUGGCUACCAUUUGAUAAAUGGCUUUGUUUACAUCCCAAAUAUCGGACCGUCUUUUAUCAAACAAUUGAGCAACUCUUUUAUGGUAACGGUCCAUUGGCCAUAUGCGAACGACAUUAUCUCGCAUUAAUGGCUGCAAGUAGGCAUGGUUGUCAUUUUUUGAUGAAUUUACAUGCACAAGAAUAUGAGCGUAACGGUGGAAAGCAUGAAUGGUUAAAAGGAUUAUCAUAUGCUUCAGAAAAAAUUCAAAAUCUUGAUGUCCUCAAUGCUGUCUUAGCUCAUCAACCGUGGUCAACUAACAUAGAUCAUUUGACCACGCUUACAAAAUGUUGUUCACCAACAAAUUGGUGUUUAUCAGAAUUGGUUCAGGCAUCAGUUGUACUGGCACAAACUCAUGUGUUAUGCUCUUUUGUUUUAGGAAAUGGUACUGUAUAUCCAAAUGGAUGUGCAAGUUCACACAUGGCGGUCGACGAUCAAAAGAGUGGUAAUAGUCAUGAGAUUGAAUUAUUACUGGAAUGUAUGGAUCAGUUAAAAAAAACAAAAUUAAAUGAUGUGAAACAACUAGGUGAACAAGAAAUGCAAAAAGAUUUCUUGGAAGUACAAGACGAUUGCAGUGGCAUUACAUCUACAACUUCGAGAGCAGAAGAAACUUCGUUACCAAAAAAUACGUCGAAAAAUAAUUGCAUGGAAAAAAAAUCGGUGCAAUCAUUAUAUACGUUUAAUAAUCGUUUCGGUUACAUUGAUUUCGUAAAAUGUGCUCGAGAAGGUCUAGCUCGAACUCAUAAAAUUCACGAGUUUUCAUGGGAAGAUCAAGGCUACAGUUGUGUUGAUGAAUUAUAUAAUGAGAUGGCUGAUAUUUUGGAUAAAAAAAUAACACUCAUUCAAAAUCUUACUUAUGCGACGAUGGGUGCCUAUAGUGACGUGGAUACAAGUAAAUAUCGUAAUGCGAUUUGGAUGUACGUACAGUCUUUAUAUG